This is a messenger RNA of Panicum virgatum (switchgrass), 3234 nucleotides long. Its product is annotated as transmembrane 9 superfamily member 12-like. The coding region runs from base 821 to 2806 and encodes 661 amino acids. Gene Ontology annotation, cellular component: membrane. Gene Ontology annotation, biological process: protein localization to membrane. The record is from RefSeq and is a predicted model, not a curated record. The transcript has 2 exons. Lineage: Eukaryota; Viridiplantae; Streptophyta; Magnoliopsida; Poales; Poaceae.
UCUCGGCGCGCCCGCCGCCCGCUAUCCCUUCCUCUCGCGGCUCGGGCGUAGAAGCAGCGCGGUGGUGCGGUUUAAUCUACCGGUUCUGGCUCUCGCGCGGUUGCCUGCUGUAGAUCUCCGCGUUCGUCUAGACAGAUCCUCGAGCUUCUGGAUAAAUUAGGCAGCGCAGCUUCGUUCGUGGAGCGGGACCCGCUGGGAUUCCUGCUGGGAGAGUGUGUUGAGGGACUUGAGGGUUGAUGGUUCAGGUGUGCCGGGUUCCUGCGGGUCGGCAGCUUGUGAAACUUGGGGUGUGGUGUUGGAACAGUUCUGUGGAAGUGUACUUCAGAUUCCCAGAGGGACGGUUGCACCUGUAUAGGGCCCGCCCUCGUUCGGGUAUUGAACUUGUUCUAGGUGUUCGGGUAUUGAGCUUACUUAGUGGUUUGCAGUCACAUAGUGACAGUGUCUCAAGUCAUGGCAUACUUUACAUUUUUGGCCGUGUUAGAAACUUAGGGUAUGAAUAAAAAAUGGCAUGCGAGUUCGUCUAGUAGCUAACUAGUUCCUAGUUAGGUUUUUGCAUGAAGAUUUGCAAUGUCUUAGCUGCUGACAAGUGCCUCGUCAUGUAUACCUGUUGGACAUGUUACCACAGAAUUCGCUUAUUGUUGUGUGUACAAUUUGCUGUGCUAGUUUGGCUCUAUGUCUUGUGCAGGUUGUCUUGUUUCAACCUUGCAAAAAAUAUGAAUGUUCUGGAUUUUUCUGGGAGUAGAGGUGGUUUGCGAUAUCCUACGCAAGAAAAUCAUGUUGGCUUGCGCAUGUUCUAGGUGUUGGACAGUUUGUGCUUCAGAUGGCUGGGACGCUGCUCAAUUCCUGUUUUAUGGCUCCGCUGUUAUGGACCGUGCUGUUGCUGGUGGUCUCACCAGGCAAUGCAUUCUACUUGCCAGGCAGCUACAUGCACACAUACUCCCAAGGCGAGUCGAUAUCUGCCAAGGUGAACUCGCUCACGUCCAUUGAGACGGAGAUGCCUUUCAACUACUACAGCCUGCCGUACUGCCGUCCCAAGGGUGGCAUCAAGAAGAGCGCUGAGAAUCUGGGUGAGCUGCUGAUGGGCGAUCAGAUCGACAACUCGCCCUACGAGUUCCGUGUCAAUGUUAAUGAGUCCCUCUUCCUCUGCACCACAAAAGGGCUUAAUGAGAAUGAUGCAAAGCUCCUUAAGCAGCGCGCCCGCGAUCUUUACCAGGUCAACAUGAUGCUUGACAAUCUGCCUGUCAUGCGUUUCACUGAGCAGAAUGGUGUCACGGUACAGUGGACUGGCUUCCCUGUUGGUUACUCUCCAGCUGGUAGCUCAGAGGAUUAUAUCAUCAACCAUUUGAAGUUUAAGGUCUUGGUCCAUGAGUAUGAGGGCAGCAAUGUGGAAAUCAUUGGUACUGGAGAAGAAGGAUCUGGUGUCAUCUCAGAGAUAGACAAGAAGGGGAUGUCUGGGUAUCAGAUUGUUGGAUUUCAGGUUGUGCCUUGCAGUGUGAAACGUAAUGCUGAGGAUUUCUCUAAGCUUAACAUGUACGACAGCAUUGACCCAGUGGACUGCCCUGUGGAGCUUAAGAAGGCCCAAGUGAUCAGGCAACAAGAGAGGAUUACAUUCACUUAUGACGUCGAGUUUGUGAAGAGUGAUAUCAGGUGGCCAUCUAGGUGGGAUGCUUAUCUGAAGAUGGAGGCUGGGUCUAAGGUCCACUGGUUCUCGAUAAUGAACUCCCUCAUGGUGAUCUUGUUCUUGGCUGGAAUCGUCUUUGUUAUAUUCCUCAGAACUGUCAGACGGGACCUGACCAGAUAUGAAGAGCUUGACAAGGAAGCACAAGCACAGAUGAAUGAGGAACUAUCUGGGUGGAAGCUUGUAGUUGGAGAUGUAUUCAGAGAGCCAACUUGCUCCGAGCUGUUAUGCAUAAUGAUUGGUGAUGGGGUUCAGAUUUUGGGCAUGGCAAUCGUAACAAUCGUUUUUGCUACACUUGGGUUCAUGUCUCCAGCCUCAAGAGGAAUGCUGCUUACUGGGAUGAUUGUUCUCUAUCUUUUUCUUGGUAUUGCAGCUGGGUAUGUCAGUGUUCGGUUAUGGAGGACUAUUAAGGGCACAUCUGCAGGUUGGAGAUCAGUGUCCUGGUUGACUGCCUGCUUUUUCCCUGGUGUCAUGUUCACAGUCCUGACUGUCUUAAACUUUGUGUUGUGGAAAAGCGAGAGCACUGGGGCUUUACCUAUCUCACUAUUUUUCACCCUUUUGGCUCUAUGGUUCUGCAUUUCUGUACCAUUGACUCUUGUUGGUGGCUUUCUCGGUACAAGAGCGGAGCAAAUAGAAUUCCCUGUUAGAACCAAUCAGAUCCCUAGAGAGAUCCCUGCAAGGAAGUAUCCAUCAUGGCUUCUUGUCCUUGGUGCAGGGACUCUGCCAUUUGGAACCCUGUUUAUUGAGCUCUUCUUCAUUCUAUCGAGCAUCUGGCUUGGAAGGUUUUACUAUGUGUUUGGCUUCCUGCUGAUUGUUCUGCUGCUGCUUGUCGUUGUCUGCGCUGAGGUGUCCGUUGUCCUAACAUACAUGAAUCUCUGUGUGGAGGACUGGAGGUGGUGGUGGAAGGCUUUCUUCGCCUCAGGUUCUGUUGCUCUCUACGUAUUCCUCUACUCCAUCAACUACUUGGUCUUUGACCUCAGAAGCCUGAGCGGACCUGUCUCUGCAAUGCUUUAUGUCGGCUAUUCAUUCCUCAUGGCAUUCGCAAUCAUGCUAGCAACUGGAACCAUUGGCUUUUUGACAUCGUUUGCCUUCGUGCACUACCUCUUCUCAUCAGUAAAGAUUGAUUGAUGUAUUCCACGGACUUCAGAUUCUUACGCAAGUGUGCAUGCCACGCGUUGUUCACACCCUGAGAUAUGCACUGCUUACCAUUUGAGGUGAAUUUUGAUCAACUAGAGAUGUUUCAGUUGCAAGUAGGAGAGCAGUAUCCCUCACGGCCCCACAGAUGCAAUAUCCUUUUCCAGUUCCAGUUGUUCUGAGUUGUAACUGCUACGCUCAAUCUAGAUAUUACAAUCCGGCUUUUUAAGGGUUUAGGGGCAAAUGUGGAAUGAGGAUACGUUUACUGUGUGUUCCACAAAUUGUGGAGUGGAAAUGGCUUGCUUGAUGGCUUGCUGCAUGUUUUGAACAAUUUGUGAAAAUUGCUUAGUACUGUAGCUUGUAAGUGUUUGAUCAAGUUUCAAUACGAUUGAAGUUCUGCUGGUAUUUGCUAUCUUUGUUCA